GGUCGAAGAGAGGCAGCGGCGGCGACGGCGGCGGGUCUGGCGUCGCCCUCGACGAUGGCACAGUCGACGCAAAGACAGAGACUGAGAUAACGACGUACCAAGGAAGAUUGGAUUCAGAGACCCACCAACAACCUACUCAGACACAAAAAGACAAGCCAAAACUUCCAUCUGGAGAUCCGCUUUGAAGCUGCAACAGGAGUACAAAACAACGUCAGGCGUCGAUUCGCCAUUCCGGAUAUUGGACGCUUUCAUUGCGUUGGGCUUUCGUCCUACUGCGUGCCAAACAUCCGGACUGGAUCAGGCGUUUGAAAGGUUGAGGGCUGUUUUUCUCCAGGCAACUGAAUUGCUGAGCUGACGGCUGAAAGAAAAUGAUGUGAGCUUUGACCUGCUGCAAUACCGAGAGGAAACCUUUCAUAUUUCUGUUGCUACCGUGGCAAAGGUUCCACCAUGGCGGGAACUCUGUACCGAAACUGCACAAUGCUGCAGAUACUGGAGAACGACACCACCAACUGCCUCCAGGUGACCAGCUCUGCCGACACCUACAAGGUCAUCAACGCCAUACUCUACGCUCUCGUCAUGAUUAUCGGCCUCAGCGGCAACACGCUCGUCAUCUACGUCAUCCUGCGCUACAGCAAAAUGCAGACGGUCACCAACUUCUACAUCUUCAACCUGGCGCUGGCGGACGAGAUCUUCCUCAUCAGUAUCACGUUCAUCCUGACCACCAUGGCGCUGGGCCGCUGGCCGUUCGGGCUGGUAGUGUGUAAGAUCUACUGGACCAUCACCAGCAUCAACCAGUUCACCAGCAGCCUCUUCCUGACGGUGAUGAGCGCCGACCGGUACCUGGCGGUGUGCCACCCCAUCAGCUCCACCCGCUGGCGCACCCCGAUCGUCUCCAAGAUCGUCUGUCUGACCGCCUGGACCGUGAGCUCCCUGAUGGUGGUGCCGCUCUUCAUGUACGCGGCGGAGUACGAGGGCAAGUGCAACAUCUACUGGCCCGACUCGAUCGGAGGAGAGAAGGCCUUCACACUCUACACCUUCGUGCUGUCGUUCGCUAUCCCGGUGGUGCUGAUACUCAUCUUCUACAUCUUUGUCAUCAACAAGCUGCGUCACGUCGGCCCGAAGAACCGAUCGCGGGAGCGCAAGAAGAGCCAUCGCAAGGUGACGCGCCUGGUGCUGACCGUCAUCACCGUCUACUUCUUCUGCUACCUGCCCUUCUGGGUGACCCAGCUGACCAUGAUGCUCUCCCAGGAGUCGCGCGUCCGCCACAGCCCCGUGGUGGUGUGUGUGAUCCUGCUGGUCUACAUCCUCACCUACUUCAACUCGGCCGUCAACCCCAUCCUGUACGCCUUCCUCAGCGACAACUUCAAAAAGUCGUUCGUCAAGGCAUGUCAGUGCGCCCGUCUGCCCGACGUCAACAACGUCCUACAGGUGGAGAACUCGGUGUUUCCGCGCCGCAGCGGCGCCAAGCAGGUCGAACAGCGCGAGAUGGAGGAACGCGGUCUGUCGGCCGACCCGAGCACCGGUCUCACAGGCCUGGUCACCUCGCGCUCCUACAACCGCGUCUGCCUGAACGAGGCCACCUCCAACGGCCACCUGACACUCAAAGUGCCCGCAUCGGCUACCAGCAUUUCAACCUGCUAAUGAACUUCUCCAGAAUGAUAGACGCAAUUACAGGGUAUUGUGUGGUUGCUGCAAAAAAGACAUUUAUUAGCCAGGGUAUGGCAUGGACAUUGGACUUGAUAUCAACAUGUUUUCUGUGUAACCUGCGUCACUGUAGGACAAUCAUAAGACAUUCCUUUUGGUGUUUACAUGUAUGUGUUCAAAUAUAUGUACAGAGUGGGCUGAGCAGCCCGUGACGUGCAUCUACGGCAUCACAACUCCGUCAGCUGGUCAAUAGGACCGGCAAAGAGCUGAGUCCCCUAGAUCACUUCCUGACCACUAGAGUCAGGAGACCGCUGCCUAAGGGGCACGGCAUUCAUAUCCACCGCCUCGCGAGACUUAAUUGUAACAUUAUGACGUGGUGUUAUAUGUAAGCAAACAGAUGGCUAAUGUAUCAUUGAGCCACGAUCACUCGUGAAGGUGGCAUGAACAUUGAACAAUCAAUUGAAUGUUCGAUUGAAACACAAUGAAUAUUCAAAGCAGUCCGUGUCAUGAGUCUCUGAGGCCUGUCAUCUUUGUUGUAUGUUGCGGUAUGCGUUAGAAGUUUGUGAUGAGGUAUUGUCUCAUCUCCCUGAUGCGAAAGGAGUAUUUUCAAUGGACUCCCUGAAGCAUAUAACUGUGUAAAUGUAAAACCGCGUUUGUGCAUAGUCACCCGCCAGCCCUCAACACCGGUGUCAUGAUCCAUCGCACACGGUAGAAAUAUAUGUAUCCUAUGUCAUAUCAAGUGGCUUUUAUACCUUGACCCAACAAUCGGCACAAGUUAUUGAAAAUGGAACAUAGAGACAGCAGUGAAGUAGAACUACCACCUCAUGAAGGUGGAGUGACAUUCAACCUCCCAUUUG
Messenger RNA from Amphibalanus amphitrite, 2501 nucleotides. RefSeq names its product somatostatin receptor type 2-like. Gene Ontology annotation, cellular component: neuron projection; membrane. Gene Ontology annotation, molecular function: somatostatin receptor activity; peptide binding. Bases 448 to 1641 code for a protein of 397 amino acids. Lineage: Eukaryota; Metazoa; Arthropoda; Thecostraca; Balanomorpha; Balanidae. The transcript has 2 exons. The record is from RefSeq and is a predicted model, not a curated record. Gene Ontology annotation, biological process: G protein-coupled receptor signaling pathway.